Messenger RNA from Teleopsis dalmanni, 2973 nucleotides. RefSeq names its product phosphorylase b kinase gamma catalytic chain, skeletal muscle/heart isoform (gene PhKgamma). Bases 948 to 2705 code for a protein of 585 amino acids. The transcript has 10 exons. Gene Ontology annotation, cellular component: nucleus; phosphorylase kinase complex; cytoplasm. Gene Ontology annotation, biological process: glycogen biosynthetic process; protein phosphorylation; mitotic DNA damage checkpoint signaling. Gene Ontology annotation, molecular function: ATP binding; calmodulin binding; phosphorylase kinase activity. The record is from RefSeq and is a predicted model, not a curated record. NCBI's taxonomy places the organism in Eukaryota, Metazoa, Arthropoda, Insecta, Diptera, Diopsidae.
AAUAUUUAAUAUUUUUGAUAAUUAUUAAUAUUAGAAUUUAAAUAAACACAAAUAAUUGCUUUUAUUAUUAAUUAUUUUAAUUCAACGAAAGACUGACAAAUUUUCUAAUGUGAAAUGUUUGUUAACCUUAUUUGACAUUGAAGAAUCGAAUAAGAAACAAAAAAAAAAAGAGAGGAAGAGUGCCACGAAAAAAAACUACCCACCAAAUUUUGCUUCCCCUAAUAAAAAUAAAAUAAAUAAUUGAAAGUGGAGUAAGCGCCAAUGCACAAACUAAAAAAGAAAAAACAUUGUAAAAUUUAUAUUAAUAGUUUUUAAUAUGAAUUUUUCAUUAAAAACUACAAAUAAAAUCUUGUGCAAAAUAUCUUUCAUGGCAGUAAAAGAAACCAAUUAAUGUUUGCAAAAAAAAAAUCGGAUGUGUUGUGUAAUCGAGUAAGAUACUAAAUAAAUUAAAAUAAAUUAAUUUUAUAUAAAAAAGCAAAAAAAGCAACAAUAUAUGUACAUGAUAUGUAAAACAAAUCACACGUCUUUGCAGUAGCAGCGAUUGUCUCAGUAACAACAACAACUUGUACCAGCUGAACGAUAUUUUUUUUUUCUUUUUGUGAUAUUCUAUAAAAAUAGCAUACAGAGCGCAUCUCAAUAUCUUUAAAAAAAUUUUAAAUUAAAAAUCAUCUGCAAGUAACACAAAAUUUUCCACACGACAAAUACAAACAUACGAUAUGGACAAGUAGACAAUAAAUAUUUAAUAUUAUUUAGUUGUGUUUAGUUGACAUUCAUCUAAAAUAAAUAUUUUUGAUCUUCUUAAGCCAACGACUUAAUAUUUAUCUUCCAUUGAAAUAAUUGAAUAUAAAUAAAGAAAGGAUUUCUUCAACUUCCUAAAAAGUGUGUUUAGGCUUGACUAAAAUAGUUUUAUUUACAACAACAAAAUCGUCAAAAUUCCACUAGAAAAAAUGGCUAAAGAUGAAGAGGAUGAUCUUUUACCUGAUAAGGAUGCUGCAAAAGGAUUUUAUGCGAAAUAUGAACCGAAAGAAAUUCUUGGCAGAGGCAUCAGCUCAACAGUACGUCGUUGCAUUGAGAAGGAAACUGGUAAGGAAUUUGCUGCAAAAAUCAUUGAUUUGGGUGCAGCCACUGAGGCUGGAGAAACAAAUCCAUAUCACAUGCUCGAAGCAACAAGACAAGAAAUCUCAAUACUCAGACAAGUUAUGGGGCAUCCCUAUAUAAUCGAUUUACAAGAUGUCUUUGAAUCAGAUGCUUUUGUAUUCUUAGUAUUUGAAUUAUGUCCGAAGGGUGAAUUAUUUGAUUAUCUUACUUCUGUAGUUACAUUAUCGGAGAAAAAGACUAGAACAAUAAUGCGCCAAAUAUUUGAAGGCGUUGAAUAUAUACACUCAAAAAAUAUAGUCCAUCGUGAUCUUAAACCUGAAAAUAUAUUAUUAGAUGAAAAUCAUAAUGUAAAAAUAACAGAUUUCGGUUUCGCAAGACUUCUUAAAGAAGGUGAAAAAUUAUCAGAUCUUUGUGGUACACCGGGUUACUUAGCGCCAGAAACACUGAAGUGUAAUAUGUUCGAAGGUUCUCCUGGUUAUUCCAAAGAAGUUGAUAUUUGGGCUUGUGGUGUAAUUAUGUUCACAUUACUGGUAGGUUGUCCGCCAUUUUGGCAUCGCAAACAAAUGGUAAUGCUUCGAAAUAUUAUGGAAGGCAAAUAUAGUUUUACAUCACCCGAAUGGGCUGAUAUAUCAGAGGAUCCCAAAGAUCUAAUACGGAAAUGUCUAGUCGUAGAUCCCGCGCAAAGAAUCACAGUCAAGGAAGUCUUAAGGCAUCCAUUCUUCAAUCAAAUGUUAUUCGAGCAAAAUAUAGAUGGACUUAAGCGCAGCUUAUCGACCAAAUCUAGGAGAAUGAGUCGUAUCACAGAAAUUGCACUGGUAACGAAACGUUUCUGGACACAAAACUACUGUUUCGAUAACAUUAAAAAAAGAGUUUUACUUCCUGAACCGACAAGCGAUGGACGUACUACGUAUCAACUUAAAUCACAAAGCAUACGCAAUUCGGAUAACAAUAAUAUUACCAAUAAUAAUUACUCAUUAAAGGUCUAUUUUAAUAAAUUGAUACCCACUAAUCGCACGCCGAUUAGUUCAAAUCUGCUUAAUAAUAAUGUAGGGUAUAAUUCCAAACUGCCUGCUGUGUCAGCAGGUAAUACAUUCCAAACAAACAGUAUUGUUGGUUCAACGGCAACGGCAACGACAUCUUCAUAUAAUCAAUAUGAGAAGCAACAACAGCGAAUGCAACCUCAGUUUCGAACGCCCUACCAACAAGAACAACAGCAAAAUCAAAUCCGAAACCACCAGCAGCAACCGCAAUCAGGGCAAAAUACAUUCCUUACUUCAGCUGAUUUUUCAGAGCAAAUUCUUAAUGCACAACAGUUGCGGAAACAAAGUCGUUUCAAUGCACGCAAAAAAUUCCAAUAUGUUAUAUUGGUGGUACGUGCCAUGAUAAGAAUACGACGCCUGCGUUAUACAGCUGAGCCUCUGCAUGUGGAGGAUGCCAUACGGGAUCCAUACAGGGUUAAAGUGCUGCGCAAGGUUAUUGAUGGCUGUGCCUUUAGGGUCUAUGGUCACUGGGUAAAGAAGGGAGAAGGUCAAAAUCGUGCAGCUCUCUUCGAAAAUACUCCAAGAACCGAAUUGCAUGCAUUAUAUAUAAAUAACCUAAGCCGAUAGCUUAACUAAUAAUAAUAAAAAAAAAAAACUAAUUAAAUUUAAUGAUCAUAAAGUAUGAGAAUUAUUUUUGAGAAAAAUUUUAUAGUUCUAUUAAAAUUCUGUUGUUAGUUCCAAAUAAAAAGUUGAGCUUAAUUACAAAUAUAUACAUAUAUAAUAUAUAAAGAUAAUAAAAAUUAAGCAUAUUAUGAUUUACAUUUUGUAAAUUGUAUAAAUGAUUGCUUAGGUUUAGUGCAAGAAAGCAAAACAUCCUAUUAAUUUUUAGUGCUUU